CAAAAGUUUUGACUUUUUCUUUGACCGCCAAAGAAGACGAAAACGAGAGUCUUUGACAAAAUCACGAAGAAAAACGAAUCCUUUUUGUUUCUUCUGCACAGAAUCUUCAUUUUAGCUUCUUCUUCUUCUUCUUCUUCCUCUGCUUCUCUCUCUUUCUCUUUCUCAAGGUUUCUUUUUAUUUCCCGCGAUUCCUCUUCCCUCUUGCUUUGUGUGAUCGACUUUGGAGCUGAGUAUAUCUGUCCGCCUAGGUUUCUCUUUUUUGGUAACUAUCUGAAUUUUCGUUCACUGUUCAAUCGACAUGGGAUCAAUUUUAGGGGUUUCAAUCAAGAUCGCUGCUUUGGGUUCAUCUAGUUAGGUUUGUGUGUUUUAGCAUAGAAUCCAAUCUACCAUGGAUUAUGAACACAAUACGAAUCCAUUUGCAAGGGCAAGUGGAAGUGGAAGUGGAAGAGCAGGGGGAAGUACAAGUGCGAGUUCCAGCUCCAGUUUUAGCAGCAGCGUGGCGGAUACAGAUGAUGACCAAACCAUUGCGCGUAUGUUAGCUGAAGAUGAGAGCUUAAGAAGAGAGGGCAUGCUUGGGAAGAGACUCUCUCAUUUAGAUUCUAUCCCUCACACUCCUCGGAUUAACACUAAAAUACCCGAUAUAAAUGAUGCAACAUUAGACCAUGACCUCCUCUCUGUGAGGUUGGCCACAUAUGGAUUAGCUGAGCUACAGAUGCAGGGGGAUGGAAAUUGCCAGUUCCGAGCUCUGGCAGACCAGCUUUUCGGCAAUCCAGAUUACCAUAAGCAUGUUAGGAAGCAUAUUGUAAAGCAGUUGAAAGAGCAACGAAAGUUAUACGAAGGAUAUGUGCCGAUGAAAUACAGACACUACACCAGGAAGAUGAAAAAAUCGGGUGAAUGGGGAGAUCACGUUACUCUUCAAGCUGCUGCAGAUCGUCAUAACUGUAGUUCGAAGCCAAGAUCUGCUUACUCACAUCAUUUCGGGAACAAUCCUACAUCGAGAUACUUCCUCAUAACAAGAACCCUCUUCGUGAGGCUUGGCUUAGCUUCUGGAGCGAAGUGCAUUACAAUUCUCUAUACUCUAGUGGAGAUGUUCCCACAAGAAAACCUAGGAGGAAGCACUGGCUCUUCUAGGAUUGGAUCCAGAUUCGUAUAAUCCAUACAUGUAUGUAUGUAUGUAUGUAUGUAUUCUUUCUUCAGAUUGUUGUGUAAACUUGGUACUUACCUCACUCUAUGUUAACAUGCUUUUAUCAUCGGUUCCCCACUCAUCACUUUCAUUGUAAAAGAACAAGUAAAGGUAGGUAUGUUAUUUAUUUAAUUUUGACA
This is a messenger RNA of Brassica napus (rape), 1323 nucleotides long. Its product is annotated as OVARIAN TUMOR DOMAIN-containing deubiquitinating enzyme 11. Lineage: Eukaryota; Viridiplantae; Streptophyta; Magnoliopsida; Brassicales; Brassicaceae. Gene Ontology annotation, molecular function: cysteine-type deubiquitinase activity. The record is from RefSeq and is a predicted model, not a curated record. Bases 389 to 1153 code for a protein of 254 amino acids. Gene Ontology annotation, biological process: protein deubiquitination. The transcript has 10 exons.